This is a messenger RNA of Daucus carota subsp. sativus, 1683 nucleotides long. Its product is annotated as delta(12) fatty acid desaturase FAD2. Gene Ontology annotation, biological process: lipid metabolic process. Gene Ontology annotation, molecular function: oxidoreductase activity. The record is from RefSeq and is a predicted model, not a curated record. The transcript is spliced from 2 exons. Bases 312 to 1463 code for a protein of 383 amino acids. NCBI's taxonomy places the organism in Eukaryota, Viridiplantae, Streptophyta, Magnoliopsida, Apiales, Apiaceae.
CUCCUGCUCGGGGAUCGUGGGGCGCCCGCCUUAAAAGACCUUGGUAAUCAAAAAAUAUGAGUAAACAACAUAGUAAUAUUUUGUUAACCAAAUAUUCAAAUUCAUCAGCCGGCGUGACAAAAAUUCUACACUUGCGCAAAUAUUUUCAUGCUUGUGGCGGGCGUUUUACGAGCUAUAUAUACUUCACUCCCUUGUGCUUAUUUCCCUAUCCUUCCUCACACUUAUAUCAACAAGGGGAGGAACAAAAGAGUACUAGGAGGAGAAGCCCCAACCACAAGCACAUUCUCUCUGAAAAUAUUUUGGAUUAACAGAUGGGUGCAGGAGGCCGAAUGUCGGAUCCCCCGGGUGGGAAGAAGACUGCAGCAGGAGCGCUUAAACGCGCUCCUCAUGAGAAACCUCCAUUCACAAUAGGAGACCUCAAGAAAGCCAUUCCAGCACAUUGCUUCGAGAAGUCUCUUGUCACUUCUUUCCGGUACCUCAUCCAGGAUCUCCUCAUGGCUUAUGCUCUCUACUAUGUGGCCACCAACUACAUAGACCAGUAUCUCCCGAGCCCCGUCAACUACUUGGCUUGGGCCGCGUACAUUGCGGUCCAGGGCUGCGUCCUCACGGGCGCUUGGGUCGUCGGUCACGAGUGCGACCACGACGCCUUCAGCAACUACAACUGGAUCAACGACCUCGUCGGCCUCGUCGUCCAUUCGUCUCUUCUCGUCCCUUACUUCUCCUGGAAAAUCAGCCACCGUCGCCACCACGCCAACACCCAAUCCCUCGAAAACGACGAGGUCUACGUCCCCAGAUUCAAGUCCAACAUCCGAAACUACUACAAAUUACUCAACAACCCACCCGGCCGAGUCCUCGUCUGGCUCACCACACUCCUCAUCGGCUUCCCAUUGUACCUCAUGUUCAACGUCUCGGGGCACAAGUACGAGAGGUGGACUUCGCACUACGAUCCCCACAGCCCGCUCUACUCGGACCGUGAGCGCAAGGAAAUCAUCAUCUCCGACAUCGCAAUUCUCGCUGUCAUCUACGGACUCUACAAACUCGUCCUCGCCAAAGGCUUCGCAUGGGUUUUCUUUGUCUACGGAGGUCCAUUGCUCGUCGUCAACGGCUGGUUCGUCUUAAUCACUAUACUAAACCACACUCACCCUUCGUUGCCUUACUACGACUCCACCGAAUGGGACUGGCUACGAGGCGCUCUCUGCACCGUGGACCGGGACUACGGAAUCUUGAACAAGGUGUUCCACAACGUCUGCAACGCUCAUGUUUGUCACCACAUCUUUUCUAUGAUCCCGCAUUACCAUGGUCUCGAAGCGACCGAAGCAAUGAAGCCGAUACUGGGAGAGUAUUAUCAGUACGACGGGACCCCGAUCCUGAAAGCGAUGUACAGAGAAAUGAAGGAAUGCAUUUACGUGGAGAAGGAUGAAGGCGAGACGAAGGGAGUGUAUUGGUACCGGAGCCAGUUUUAAAGCAACAAUAAGGCAAGGAAUAAGUGAACAUUGUUGUUAGCUAUAUGGUUUAAGCAAAAUGCAUGGUUUGUAUGCCAAUAUAAGAACAGCUUUUGUUGUGUUUGUUUCUUAAUAAUUCGGCAUCUCUCAGAUUCAGGAACGUUAAGGUUGUAGCUGUGAAUAUGAUUGAAAUGUAUGCUUGCCGAUAUACUAGCUAAAUAAAAUCCAGACAUUAAGGUCA